AUGUCAGGAAAUGAGACAAGGAUAACAGAAUUCCUCCUUCUGGGAUUUGGAGAACUUUAUAACAUGCAGAUGCCCCUUUUCCUGAUAUUACUAGUGAUUUACAUUGUGACUAUAAUGGGAAACCUUCUCAUAUUUGUACUAGUUUUUCUGGAUCAACACCUGCAUACUCCCAUGUACUUCUUCUUGGGUAAUCUCUCCUUCAUGGAUGCCUGUUAUAGCACCACAAUAUUUCCAAGGAUGCUUUCAGCUCUCCUGACUGAGAACAAAAUGAUUUCAUUCUGCGGCUGCCUCACUCAGUGGUAUCUCUGUGAUUCUUUGAUAGCCGCAGAAUGUUGCUUGCUUUGUGUGAUGUCUUAUGACAGGUAUCUCGCCGUCUGCAAACCAUUGCAUUAUGAAACUGUCAUGAAGGGCCAGACUUGCGUCCAGUUAGCAACUGCAUCCUGGAUCAAUGGAUUUUUAGCUGUUUUGAUAUUGCUCCUUUUGCUGUUGCAGAAACCCUUUUGCGGCCCCAAUGAAAUGGAUCAUUAUUUUUGUGACUAUUACCCCCUCCUAAAACUUUCUUGUAGUGACACCAACUUAAUAGAAAUCAUGGGCUUUAUUGUGGCUGGCCUUUUUACACUUUGUCCUUUUCUUCUCACCUUGACAUCCUAUGUGUAUAUUUUAGCGGCUGUGUUUAAAAUUCCUUCUGCGUGUGGGAGACAGAAAGCCUUUUUGACCUGCUCAUCUCACUUGUUAGUGGUGGGCAUUUUCUAUGGGUCUCUAAUGGUGGUAUUUAUGCUGCCAAAAACUGAAGGAAAGAGAAGUAUGCAGAAGUUUCUCUCUCUCCUGUAUGUAGUUUUGCCUCCUCUGGCCAACCCAUUCAUAUACAGCCUGAGAAACAAAGAAGUCAAAGAGGCUUUCAGAACGAUGAUUAAGAAAAUUGUUCCAUAA
Messenger RNA from Sphaerodactylus townsendi, 930 nucleotides. Its product is annotated as olfactory receptor 2AP1-like. Bases 1 to 930 code for a protein of 309 amino acids. The transcript has a single exon. The record is from RefSeq and is a predicted model, not a curated record. Gene Ontology annotation, biological process: G protein-coupled receptor signaling pathway. Gene Ontology annotation, cellular component: membrane. NCBI's taxonomy places the organism in Eukaryota, Metazoa, Chordata, Lepidosauria, Squamata, Sphaerodactylidae. Gene Ontology annotation, molecular function: G protein-coupled receptor activity; olfactory receptor activity.